CCUCCCUGCCCCCGCAGGACCCGGCUGGGGAGGAGUGAAAGCUACAAGCAGUGCAGCGGGAGAGAAGAAGCUGCGGUGGUCCCCGUGCGCUCUGUCCUGAGCCCUCCCUGGGGGCAGGAGGAGGAGUGGCAGGCAACAGCGGCAGAGGGAGGCCCCCUGAUGAAGAUGCCGCUGCCCUGGACCUUUGCGCUCCCGCUGCUGCUCCCCUGGGUGGCAGGUGGAUCAGGGAACGCGGCCAGUCCAAGGGAUCACGGCUGGUCGGCACCGGCACUCCAGCCUGGGGUCUGUCGCUAUGGAACCAAGCUGGCCUGCUGCUAUGGCUGGAGAAGGAGCAGCAAGGGACUCUGUGAAGCUACAUGUGAACCUGGCUGCAAGUUUGGUGACUGUGUGGGACCAAACAAAUGUAGAUGCUUCCCAGGAUACACCGGGAAGACCUGCAGUCAAGAUGUGAACGAGUGUGGAGAGAAGCCCCGGCCAUGCCAACACAGAUGUGUGAACACACAUGGAAGCUACAAGUGCUUUUGCCUCAGUGGCCACAUGCUCAUGCCAGAUGCCACAUGUGCCAACUCCAGGACGUGCGCCAUGACACACUGCCAGUACCGCUGUGAAGACACGGACGAAGGGCCGCGGUGCCUAUGUCCGUCCUCGGGACUCCACCUGGCCCCAGAUGGCAGAGUCUGCAUCGAUAUCAAUGAAUGUGCCUCUGGCAAAGCCGUCUGUCCCUACAAUCGAAGAUGUGUGAACACGUUUGGAAGCUACUACUGCAAAUGUCAUGUUGGUUUUGAACUGAAAUAUAUCAGUGGCCGAUAUGACUGUGUAGAUAUAAAUGAAUGCGCUGUGAAUACGCAUACGUGCAGCCUCUAUGCCAAUUGCCUCAAUACCCAAGGAUCUUUCAAGUGCAAGUGCAAGCAGGGAUAUAAAGGCACGGGACUUCAGUGUUCUGUAAUCCCUGAAAAGUCUAGGAAGAAAGUCCUCAGAGCACCCAGCACCAUCAAAGACAGAAUCAAGAAGUUGCUUGCUCACAAAAACAGCAUGAAAAAGAAGGUAAAAAUUAAAAACGUCAUCACGGAACCUGCCGGGACUCCCGCCCCUAAGGGUAACUUGUGGCCCUUCACCUCUGAAGACAGUAUUUCCAGAGAUGGGUACCCGAAUAGUGGCAACAAGGAGACUGAGGAGGGAAAGAAACAUGGGCUGGGGAAAGGGACAAGGGAUGAGGCCGCCCUGAAGAACCACGUGGAGCAGGAGCAAAGCCUUCGAGGAGAUGUGUUUUCCCCUAGGGGGAAUGAAGCAGGUGAAUUGGGACUGGUUCUGGUCCAAAGAAAAGCAAUGCCAUCCAGACUGGAACACAAAGCAGAUUUAAACAUCUCAGUUGACUGCAGCUUCGACCGUGGGGUCUGUGACUGGAAGCAGGACAUAGACGAUGAUUUUGACUGGAGUCCUGCGGAUGAAGAUAAUGCUGUCGGCUACUAUAUGGCAGUUCCGGCCCUGGCAGGCCACGAGAAGGACAUUGGUCGAUUGAAACUUCUCCUCCCUGACCUGCAGCCCCAAAGCAACUUCUGUUUGCUCUUUCAUUACUGGCUGGCCGGAGACAAAGUCGGGAAACUUCGAGUGUUGGUGAAAAACGGGAACAGUCCUCUGGCAUGGGAGGGGACCAAGAGUGAGAAUAAAAGGUGGAAGACCGGGAAAAUUCAGUUACAUCAGGGGACUGACACUACCAAACGCAUCGUUUUUGAAGCAGAACUCGGCCAGGGCAACACCGGAGAGAUUGCAGUGGACGGUGUCGUGCUCGUGUCUGGCUUGUGUCCCGAUGGCCUUUUAUCCGUGGGUGCUUGAAUGCUGCUGUUGUCUGUUCUAUCUUUAUAUUUGACCUUUAAUGUCACGUGUCUGUCUUUUGAUUUUAUAUCACAGAUGUCCCUGUACUUUAAAAAUACAAACUGAAUAAUUGCCAUGUACCAACACAAGCAUCAUUGUAAGGUGCCUUUCUUAUAGAGAGGCAUCAAUAUUUGCUUUAAAUUCAUUUCUGGGUUGAUAAAAUGUGAAAAUGUCAGUUCAGCCUCCCCCCAUACAUCUCAUAUGUCUACUUGUGUUAAUGAACCUUUCUAUACAACAUUUCUAGAGUUACAAAAAAAAAAAAAACCAAAACAGAGAAAUGUUUAACUGUGUGGCUUUUAUGGCACAUCUUAGAAAUGAUGACAUCACAGAUAGACUUUUACUUAAGUGGCUUAACUAGAUCUUUUGUAUCCAAACUUGUUUAUUUAAAUUCUUUGUAAUAAUAAUAUCCAAAUAAUCA
This is a messenger RNA of Artibeus jamaicensis (Jamaican fruit-eating bat), 2290 nucleotides long. RefSeq names its product EGF like domain multiple 6 (gene EGFL6). The coding region runs from base 160 to 1833 and encodes 557 amino acids. Lineage: Eukaryota; Metazoa; Chordata; Mammalia; Chiroptera; Phyllostomidae. The transcript is spliced from 12 exons. Gene Ontology annotation, cellular component: membrane. The record is from RefSeq and is a predicted model, not a curated record. Gene Ontology annotation, molecular function: calcium ion binding.